This is a messenger RNA of Copidosoma floridanum, 2789 nucleotides long. It is a transcript of the gene in, whose product is annotated as inturned planar cell polarity protein. Gene Ontology annotation, molecular function: protein binding. The record is from RefSeq and is a predicted model, not a curated record. Gene Ontology annotation, biological process: nervous system development; establishment of planar polarity; vesicle-mediated transport. Gene Ontology annotation, cellular component: cilium; cytoplasm. Lineage: Eukaryota; Metazoa; Arthropoda; Insecta; Hymenoptera; Encyrtidae.
AUGAGCAGCUCGAAAGAAAAAAACGACGAUCACCCUUACGGCUACGACAAAGGUAAUCCCGUGGUCGACGAGGAACACGAGUGCUGGGCCAGCGACAGUGGUUCCAGUUCUGGGUCCUACUACUCAAACAGUUCCGGUUCAGCCAUCGAGUGGGAGUCGGAGGUGAGCGCCGCGGGCGAGGUGUUUCACAUAGAAUCGAUAAUCGAGUCCUCGGGCAACGGCCAGAGCGACAGCAAAGCAACAACGACCGAUGAUGCCAGCAACCUGCAGCUGAACGACUCGGCCGGGUGUGAACUGACGCGUCGCCGGAGCACGAGAGCAGGAAAACUCCUGCGGCUGAUCAAGCGCAAGGAAAGCUACAGGCACAGCGUCAGGCUGAGCGGUUUGGCCUCGGAGCUCAAACGGAACCACGAGUCCAUCAGUAAAAUCAACCGGGAGAGACAGUCGGCGGCGCCGGACGACUUCAGCGGGGGUGAAAAGUACGCGGUGAGCGUUUGGGUGGAUCCGGAGAAGCGGCACAAGCUCGGGAGGCGCGCGACCAUUUGCGAGGCUUAUUUGGGGAUCGUUCCGAGGAUAGGCUCGGACAAGUCGAAGGUGCUCGUCGCGGGCUUCGUGCCAGACGGCGAGGCCCUCAAGGACAUCAGAGCUGGGGACUGGCUGCAGUCUGUUAAUUCCAAGGAAGUCAAUUGCCACACCCUGGACGCGGUGCUUUCGGCGUUUGUUGCUCCGACGAGUGUGAUUUGCCAGUUUCAGAGGAACGGUUGCGAAGGGAAUUACAAAAGUUUGUCGCCUACCGUCAGAUGUCCAAACCAAUCGUUGCUGGCGAGAAAACUAGUUGAUAAGGAGGAAAGUAAAAUUCUGAUGGAUUCGCUGAUCAAAGAGCCCCUGGGCGUCAUUUGCGUCAAAGUGUCGGAGUUUUCGGAAGGUGAAUCGGACAUGCAGGGUGUGGUGUAUUCCUUUCCCAAAUCUAAAAUUAGGGGCGCGCAAUCUUUUCUCUCGCUUACGAAAGGGGCGUACAUAACUUUGAAUCAUUUGUUACCGGAAAUCAUUGGGCCUCAGCCCGUUAGUACAACUGUUAAAACUCCGAGUGGAUUGGCACACGUUAUUUACUUUCUUCACAAAGAAGAUUUACUUCUUUUAUCCUUCCCGGAAAAAUGUUGCAGUAAAGAAGAAGCCAUAGAACUUGCCGCAGACGUAGUUUGCUGCUUAAAUUUUACCAAUGAAAACAUUUCGACGUGUUUUGCGGGCGAAGAAAACCACUUCCAUUUGGAUCACUUUUUUUACCUCUUGUUUUCGCGUCUUUGCAAAAACAAAACGGCGGCUAAUAAACUUAAUUUGGAAAGUAUAAAAAGUAGUACGAAUACUGAUGAGAUAAAGCAGUGUGAUUUUAGUUUUUUACUACCGGCUGUUGAAUCGGUGAAUUUACCAAGGGACGCUCAAAUACAAAUUGACGCAGCUCUGAGCGAAAUGGAAGCCAUGGAUUACAGAGACUGGAAUAAAGAUCCACUAGAGUGCCAGAGAUUAUACACGAUUUUAGGAAGCUGUUUGUAUCACAGAAGAUAUUUACUUGGAUCUCAUUUGCCAACCGAAGAUUUAACACAAGUGCAUUCAUUUUUAAGAAGACACGGUUUAAUUAACUUGAUGAACAGCGAACAAGUUAAAUCUCUAGUGUUGUGGAAAAGAAUAUACCCUGCAUCGUGUGUAAAUAGAAAAUUACUGUGGGAAGAAGAAAACGUUUAUCCAUUGACAGACAAGUGGUUUUUGUUAAUUGUAGGGUAUGGUCACGAUUUGUUAGCAGUUAUUUUGGAGUCUGGAGGCUGCACGGCAGUGCUUGAAGAAAAUUCGGGCCCAGAUAUAUUUUACGUCGAAGAGGCUCAGGACACCCUCAAGCACAUAAGGAAAAUAGGCAUCCCAAUGUUAGCAGAAAAAUGGAUUAACGCGAAUGCUAAGCCAGAAUUGAUGAUUCCUCAAAAAGAAUCAUCAUUCUUAAAGAUACCCUCGAGUAUUGCUGACAAUCUUGUUGGUCUUAUAAAAACAAACCAGUCAAAGUCUUCCAGCAUUGUGACAUCUAGUUCUGUCGCGAAAUCAGCGCACGAAAUUUCAAAUAUCGGGAAAACAAAAACUUGCGAUGAAUCGCGAUUCGACAGUCCCGUGUAUCCUUUCGAAACUUCAAGAGAUUCACCAAGCCAGGAUUCUCUGAGCCAAGUCAGUGAAAUGAGUGACCAGGCUGCACCAAUAUUGGGCAGAAGAGCUACCAGAGAAAAAGCAAACAUCACAGCAAAGACACAGUUUUCUGAUGACAGCGAUUCAGAUUUAGAAAAUAAUCAAGCAAUCUCUGACAUUAGUAAUAUCCGAGAAAAUUUGUUGAAUCAAGCAGAAUAUAUAAUUCCAAAAGUCAUAACAACAGGAGACAGGAAUUCUCUUCUCUACUAUGUACAUAUAGAUUUAUUCGAAGGUGUUUUAAUAUCAUCAAGACUGAGUCAGUUAGACAGUGAAUUUGUAUCAAAUUUAAAUAUUUAUAGUCAAAAAAUUCACAAACUUUUGAGUGAUACUAAACGAUAUAAAAAACUACUAAGCCAUGAUGCAGGCAAGUCUGUGAUAAAUAAAAGUUUGAUUGCAAUAAAAGAACAUGGAAUUCUAUUUGAAUGGGAAAAUUGUACUUAUUGGAUAGUUGGUAGAUUAUAUAAUACUCCAAGACCUAAGGAAUUGUAUAUAUGUUAUCAAGACUGUACACCUCAAAAUUUAAUUGAAUUAGCAUUUAGACUGCAAUCUCUUCGCUUUUAAUUAAU